GAAGUAAUUCAUGCCCAUUACUGUGUGUGCCACUGCCAGUGUGUGGGAACCACCCCCGUCACUUAUGUAUAGCGCGCUCUUUCCCCAAUGCUAUACUGACGCUUAUCGUAAUUCUAUCAGUCACAGCAGACUCGUAGUAUUCGCUUUAGACCUCACAAGUCCUUCGUCCACUCUUAUCCUGUCACCAUGAGUGUCGAGAAGCGCACAAAGUCUAUUGACCUAUCCCACCACCUUUCCGAGCUAUCCAAGGCUAGGGCAACCUCUCCCUUGAAGGGGCUCAUGAAGUACUUCUCACAGCCAGGAAUUCUGGCCCUCGGAGGAGGCCUGCCUAGUCCUGCGUAUUUCCCCGUCUCUGACAUUUCUGCCAACGUUUUGGUGCCAGAGUCAUUUGCUCUCGCUCCGAUUGAGUCGUCUACCUCGUUUACAUGGCUAUGGAAGCUGUUCGGUAGCCAGAAUGCAACCAAGGAGAAGACUCAGGCUGUCACCAUUCCCAAGUACACUACCGUUGACGGGGAUAUCAACCUUGCAAGCUCUCUCCAAUACGGUGCAGCAAUCGCACAGCAACAGUUGCAAGUUUUCUUGAAGAACUUUAUUUCCGAGGUCUAUCAACCAGCUUUUGAGGACUGGACAGUCCUCAUAGACACUGGUAAUACAGAUGGGUGGUCGAGAGCCGUCACGACGCUGUGCAACCCUGGCGAGGGCGUGCUGUGUGAAGAGUGGACUUACCCCUCCGCCAUUGCGUCGAUGCUCCCUUCCAAUAUCAAGCCUGUACCUGUGGCCAUGGAUGGAUUAGGCAUGAAGAGCGAUGCACUCGAGAACUUGCUGUCGCAGUGGGACCCAGUUUCACGCCAGAUGCCAAGGCCUCAUGUUAUGUACAUCGUGCCUGUCGGACAGAACCCAAGCGGCUCGACGAUGAGCGUUGAACGCAAGAAGCAGAUUUAUGAUAUCUGUGUCAAAUACGAUGUGAUAAUUGUCGAAGAUGAUCCAUAUUAUUUUCUUCAACUAGGAGAUUACACAUUUAAAGGCGACAGGUCCCCUGGUGCAACGGCUUCUGGGAAACCGUCAGCCGAAGAAUCCAAGCGAUAUGUCUCCACUCUGAACCCUAGCUUCUUGAAUUUUGACUACCAGGGCCGCGUGAUUCGUCUCGAUACCUUCUCCAAGACCAUUGCUCCUGGUAGUCGACUAGGAUGGUUCACGUGCAAUCCUGUCUUUGCAGAGAGGUUGGAGAGGCAAGGAGAAACAUCAACUCAGGCUCCGUGUGGUUUCGGACAGGCUGUUAUAACAAAGAUCUUGACGCAUUGGACCUACGAUGGUUACAUCCGCUGGCUCAGGGGUCUGCGGACAGAGUAUCAGCAACGCCGCAAUUUCUUUAUUGAUUGUCUCGCAGAUGAGUUCCACUUGAAUGCGGUUCCUGCUGUCGCAGGCGUCUGGCAAGGCUGUAUCGCGUACGAGGCUUCGUCCAAAGUCAAGAAGAGCACGAGUAUGACCGAGAAAUACUCGACCCGGAAUCGUACGAUGUUCAGUUUCGUUCCACCAGUUGCGGGAAUGUUCGUAUGGAUGAAACUUCAUCUCGACCAACAUCCCUCAUUUACCCCGGGAGAUGAAGAUACCUUGGAAACGAAGUUAUGGACGAAGUUGGCGGAGAACGGAGUAUUGUUUGGGCCAGGAUGGAUGUUCGCAGCCAAUGCGUUGGACGGGGACUCUGAGAACACCAACGCCGGCCACUUCCGCAUCAGUUUUAGUAAUGUCGAUUUACCCGACCUCAAGAAAGCGGUCACUAUUUUUGGUCGAGUUGUCCGAGAGUUCUUUGAAGAGGAGGGCCUGUAGUUGCUGUUUUGGCGGUUGGGACAUCUUCUCGAUUUUGUUUUCUCUUAUGCGUCACAACCUAUUAUUUUCUAUGCUCUGCUGUGCCGUGGUUUAUUCACGGGGCACUUGGAUUAUAUAUGUAUAUCUCCAACGAGCGCUAUAGACAAUGGGCCGACUUUUGCCGGCAGUGUAGACGAGGCGUCAGAAGUGUUGUGUGAAUACUCGUUGUCGUGCAUCACAUAUCACAAUUUGAAAACAAGUUAAAGUGACG
This is a messenger RNA of Suillus clintonianus, 2077 nucleotides long. Its product is annotated as pyridoxal phosphate-dependent transferase. The coding region runs from base 187 to 1827 and encodes 546 amino acids. The record is from RefSeq and is a predicted model, not a curated record. Gene Ontology annotation, biological process: biosynthetic process. Gene Ontology annotation, molecular function: pyridoxal phosphate binding; transaminase activity. The transcript is spliced from 12 exons. NCBI's taxonomy places the organism in Eukaryota, Fungi, Basidiomycota, Agaricomycetes, Boletales, Suillaceae.